ACUUUAUACUGUUUUCAUAAUUUUUGAGUCUCGCUUUCCAUCAAGUUCCAAACAAGAAAUAUCGAAAAGGUUCGGUUAAAGGUUAAGUGGUUCUAAGGUUGUACUUCGUACUUGCAUUAUACAUUAGGUACACGAUAUUAUGUACCUAUCCCUAGUUGCUACUUGGAAUUUAACCGUAGCAGCGUAUCAGAGUUGCUCCUUCAACAACAAGUUUCUUACCAUAUUACCACAUUACCACCUUAAUUACCACCUUACCAACCUUGAACCUACAUCAUACGUAUCCUUUUAAUCAAAUAACUAACAAAUACCGAAAAGAGAAGAAAGGUGUCCAUCCAUCCCUCCACCUAUAUACCCGGCACGAUUCCGCCGUUAUGAAGUCGGCGAAACUCUUCUACCUGUCACUCUUUGCGCUUUGGGGGACACCUGGGCAAUGUAAGAGCAGAGAAGCUCGAGAUGAUUCAUGCGCAAUCUCGCCCCGCGCUAUCGUAUCCGAUGCUUGUGCCUCUUAUUCCACACUCGAGAGACUAAACCGUGAAGUCAAGCCAGCUCUAGACGAGUUGACCAGAGAGACCGACUUCUUCUCCUACUACCGCCUCAACCUAUUCAAUAAAAAAUGCCCCUUCUGGAACGAUGAAAAUGCCAUGUGUGGCAAUAUAGCCUGCGCAGUAAACACAAUAGAUAACGAGGAAGAUAUACCCAAGAUAUGGAGAGCAAGCGAACUCAGCAAGCUAGAGGGGCCGUCGGCGAAGCAUCCUGGGAAGAAGGUCCAGAAAGAGCGGCCAAAGAAGCCACUGCAAGGUCUCUUGGGAGAGAACGUAGGCGAGAGUUGUGUAGUGGAGUACGACGAUGAAUGUGACGAGCGAGAUUACUGCGUACCAGAGGACGAAAGCGCAACCGGUAAAGGCGAUUAUGUUAGUUUAGUCCACAAUCCCGAGCGCUUUACUGGAUACGCCGGCGAAGGUGCCAAGAUGGUAUGGGACGCCAUCUACAGGGAGAACUGCUUCCAGAGGUCUUCGUUCCCGCAUUCUGCCUCCCUUGGGACCAGCCCUGUGGCCAAGGGACCGGCCGCCCAGGACUUCCGCAACGUGCUUCAGGAUGCAGAACGACAGCAAAUAUUGCAGCUACAUCAUCAAAAUCCAAGCACCACCUUCACGCAAACUGGGUUAGAGAACGAAGGAGAGUGUCUAGAAAAGCGCGUGUUCUACCGUGUCGUCUCUGGUAUGCACGCAAGCAUUAGUACGCAUCUUUGCUGGGACUUCUUGAACCAGACUACCGGCCAGUGGCAACCCAAUCUGGGAUGUUACAAAGCAAGGUUGCAUACGCAUCCCGAACGUAUUUCCAACUUAUAUUUCAACUAUGCUCUCCUCACCCGCGCUAUUGCCAAAAUUGGCCCGCACUUGCAGAACUACACGUUCUGCACUGGCGACGAAGACCAGGAUGCAGCUACGAAGGCCAAAGUCCUCGCCGUAACUCAGAGUGCGGCCUCGGUACCUCAGAUUUUUGACGAGAGCCUCAUGUUUAAGAAUGGUGAGGGUCCGUCUCUAAAGGAGGAUUUCAAGAACCGGUUCCGGAAUGUCAGCCGCAUAAUGGACUGCGUGGGUUGCGAUAAAUGUAGGCUAUGGGGCAAAUUGCAAACCGCAGGGUACGGUGCAGCAUUGAAGGUGCUAUUCGAGUUUGAUAACGACAGCGAAGAUAUCCCGGUGCUGAAGCGAACAGAACUCGUAGCGCUGUUCAACACUUAUGCCAGAUUAAGCAGUUCCAUGAAAGCUCUUGUUGGAUUUAGGGGCCUGGUCGAGGCUGAGGAGAAGCCCACACAGGCGAUACCUGACCGAGCCAAAAAGCCACAUGCGGUCGGCAUUUCAAAAAACACACCGGAAGCAACACCGGAAGCAACACCGGAAGCCGAGUCGGAGCUCGAAGAGGAAUGGGAUGAAGAAGACGAUGCGCCACCUAAAAGAGAGCGCCGCAGCCCGGAGACGAUAAGCGAAGAAUUCAAUGAGGAGCUUUCCCGGGUAUACAAGGCGUUUAAGAUUGUUAUAAAGUCUUGGGUAAAUUUCCCGAAGACACUGUUCUAUAUCAUCCUCUCGGAGUUACAACGCCUCUGGGAGUUCUACAUCGGUCUACCCGUCUCACCCCGUUCCUGGGGAUUCGCACGGCCUAGCCUCGACGAGCUGUAGAACUGGGUUUGCAUACUUGGGAUUCGCAUCAACGGCACUUGUUCAGGGUUAGGUAGUCGCCAGGCGCUUUUGUAUACGCGCUUAAAUCUCUAGCGAUGGCAUUAAGCUAGCAUCCAUCCAUGGGCGGAGUUUUUGGCGUUUGAUUUGUGGAUAGGAUGGUAUUUGCAGACCACAGAACAGAAAUGGGAUUAUAUUAUCAUGUCUAUAACAAUUAAGGUCCUGUCACUAGUAUAUGUGCAGGCAGAAUAACGUAUCACAUAGCAUUUAUAAACAUAUAUCCAUGUCUCGUCUCGUAU
Daldinia vernicosa is the source of this 2473-nucleotide messenger RNA. Its product is annotated as endoplasmic oxidoreductin. NCBI's taxonomy places the organism in Eukaryota, Fungi, Ascomycota, Sordariomycetes, Xylariales, Hypoxylaceae. Gene Ontology annotation, molecular function: protein-disulfide reductase activity; thiol oxidase activity; FAD binding. Gene Ontology annotation, cellular component: endoplasmic reticulum; endoplasmic reticulum membrane. Bases 372 to 2177 code for a protein of 601 amino acids. The transcript has 4 exons. The record is from RefSeq and is a predicted model, not a curated record. Gene Ontology annotation, biological process: protein folding in endoplasmic reticulum.